AUGACCGACCCCAAGAACACCACGGCGAGCCAGCGCUUGACGCAGAUAAAAGAUUUUCUUACGAUGAACAAGACCGCGACUACGAUACCUUGGGAUCCGGAUAGUACCAAGUUCCCAACAAGAAAGGAGCUGCCGCAGAUUCCGGGUGCUCCGCCGGAGGCCGCAUGGGUCUGGGGUGACAAUGACUACAUCGGCCGUCUCAACCUCCUAACGCCUACACGUGUAGCAGCGGCUGCAAGGGAGAUUAGAACUGGUGAAAUCGUUCCUGUGAACCUGCCUCUCAAUGUGCCCAAUGUGCCUGCAUUUGGCCGUGAGGUCUUUCAGCAUGAAAUCAAAACCUUGGCGGAAGGGCUUGCCUACGAUGAUGUGUACCACAUGAACACCCAAUCCGGUACACAGUGGGACGGUUUCCGACACUUUGCUCACAUGUCUAGCGGUUCAUUCUACAACGGCACCAAAGGAAGCGAUGUCACGGGUCCAAACGCUAACCACAAAUGCUCGAUCCAUCACUGGGCUGAACACGGUAUCGCAGGACGGGGUGUUCUUCUGGACUACCGGGGAUACGCGCACAAGAAAGGCAUCAACUACGACCCUUACGACUAUUACCCUAUCUCAUGGCAGGAUCUUUAUCAAUGCGGCCAGGACCAAGGGAUAGACAUUCGGCCCGCCGCUCAGGGCGGCGAUAUCAAGCCAGGAGACAUGCUUUUCAUUCGUAGCGGCUGGAAGGAAGCUUAUGACAACAAGAGUGAUGAAGAUCGAACCAAGGCUGCACUCCGACAUGGCUCGGGUAAAGAUGGCGAAGAUGGUCAGCGAUAUGCCGGAGUGAGCCAGGAAGAAAAGAUCUUAGACUGGCUUCACGACUCCUACUUCGCCUCGGUUGCUGGCGAUGCGCCGGCCUUCGAGGCAUGGCCUACACACGAGAACUACCAUCUCCACGAGUUCAUCCUCGCCCUCUGGGGAAUGCCGCUCGGCGAGAUGCUUGAUCUUGAGAAACUUGCGCAAACGUGUCGCGAGAAGAACAGGUGGUUCUUCUUCUUCACCUCUGCGCCAGCCAAUUGCCCUGGCGGAGUGAGCUCCCACGUAAACGGCACUGCAAUCUUUUGA
Alternaria atra is the source of this 1104-nucleotide messenger RNA. RefSeq lists its product as uncharacterized. The coding region runs from base 1 to 1104 and encodes 367 amino acids. Lineage: Eukaryota; Fungi; Ascomycota; Dothideomycetes; Pleosporales; Pleosporaceae. The record is from RefSeq and is a predicted model, not a curated record. The transcript is spliced from 6 exons. Gene Ontology annotation, molecular function: arylformamidase activity.